Molecule: messenger RNA, 925 nt
Organism: Ctenocephalides felis (cat flea)
Lineage: Eukaryota; Metazoa; Arthropoda; Insecta; Siphonaptera; Pulicidae
Gene: Tsp2A
Product: tetraspanin-2A
Exons: 5
Coding region: 149-886 (245 amino acids)
Cellular component (GO): membrane
Source: RefSeq, a predicted model, not a curated record
AGAGGAGUUAAUUUAUUAAUUUUAGUAGUGGGUGAGUCAUUGUUCUAUUGAUUUGGAACAAAGUGCGUAAUAUUGUGAAAUUUAGGUAAAAAUUGAAGUUUUUGUGAAAUUUUUCUUGAAGGAACAAAAUUAAAAGAGAUCUUCCAGAAUGGUGAACGCAAUGUCUGGAAAACGUCUUGUAAAAUUGGAGAACAGGAUAAACUGUGUCAAGUAUACUUUGUUUUGCUUCAACGUCAUAUCAUGGAUAGUUGGUGCUUCAAUGUUUGGUCUAUCAGUCUGGUUAAAAGCUGAACCAGGUUUCCAGGAAUGGGUUGACAUGCUAAAAAUCCACGACUAUUAUGCAGGUGUUUACAUCCUGAUCCUUGCAAGUGUUGUGGUUAUGAUAGUGUCCUUUGUUGGUUGCUGUAGUGCCUUGAUGGAGAGCACAGGGUUAUUGAUGAUCUAUGCAUCUAUACAGGUAUUAUCCUUCCUCCUCGGCAUGUUCGGAGCGGGUGCCCUGCUCCACUUCAGCACCAUGAACUCGGCCCUUCAACCCUUAAUUCGGGACAGGGUUCGCGACCUGAUAGCCAGGUCGACCUAUCCAGGUGAGCAGGAAACCUUGAAGUUGAUUCAGGAGAAUAUCGCCUGCUGCGGAGCAGACGGGCCCAUGGACUAUAUGCAUUUGCGACAACCUUUGCCCAGCGAAUGCAGGGACUCUGUUACUGGGCAUGCGUUUUUCCACGGAUGUGUGGAUGAGAUCACUUGGUUUGUGCAGGAUAAAUCCGCCUGGUGUGCAGGCUUAGGAAUGGUUUUGUGCAUGAUGCAUGUUGUGAAUGCAGUUAUGAGCAUUGUAUUGAUACAAGCUAUCAAAAAAGAAGAGGAGGAGGCUCGCAAUUAUAGAAGAUAAAUUAAAAAAAAAAAAAUUAACCAAAAUAUUGUUAUUUUU